CACACCCCGGCCAGGUUCCGUUGCAGCAUUGGAAUUUCCCAUGGAGGGGACGGAGAAGGGACCGUGCCGCGGCUGCCCAGGUCCAGCCGACCUCAUCAGCCCCCUCCCGGAGGAUCUGCUCCUCCAGGUCCUCGAGCGCCUCGGCUGCGCCGGCGAAGCCGCGCGCACCAGCCUCCUCUCCCGCCGGUGGCGCGGCCUCUGGACCCGCCUCCCCAGCCUCACCGUCGCCCUCCAUGACGUCCUGUUCAGCUCGCUCGAGGCCGCGCUUGCCCGCGCAGCCCGUCCCGGGGUGUGGCGCUACCACCUCGACAUCCGCGUCCCCUGGCAAGCCGACACGCUCCCCGCCGCCAGCAUCUCCUUGCGGCUUCACGCCGCCGCGGCCCUCUCGCCCGUGGACAUGCUCUUCGUCCUCUCGCCGGACGUCCACGUCCCACGUAGGGACCUGCCCGAUAACCUGCUGCAACUGAUGCUGCACUUAGGGAUCCCAUGGAGCACGCAGGUCUCUCCCCCUCCUCCGGUGGACCUGCCCCGCUUCUGCCGCGCCGCCACCAUCGAUCUACGCGCACGGCAUCUCCGAUUCCGCCAGCCCUCCUCCGGCUUCCCCUUGCUGAAGACACUCUCCCUCACCGGCUGCGACGUCGACCUCGCCACCUUGAUCCCUCUCUGCCCGCGCAUCCGCGUGCUCACGGUGGACAACAACGGCUUGGCGGCCAUUGAGAGCAUCACCAUCCACUCGGCAUCGCUGGAGGAACUCUCCGUGGAGAGCAGAGACACAUGGACAAGCUGUGUCGACGUCAAGGCGCCGGUGCUUGAGCAGUUGACAGUGUCUUUCCAUGCCCGCGGCGAUCUCAGGGUCUUCGUCUUGGCACCGAUGGUGGAGAAGUUCUCGUGGAGGUGCUCCUACCCUAAGCCCAUGUACAGGCUUGGCCUCUGGGGCCUCUUGGAGGUCGGCUUAAACACUAUAGACUCCGGGAAAGGCGGAUGCUUGGAGCUCCCCAACGGCUAUGUCCUGUCCCUGCACAUGGCUGCCCAAGGUUCAUAUAAAUUUCUAAAUGCAGAGCACACCUUUGCGGGAGAGAUUGAUAAACAUAUGGUUACCAAAUUCUCUGGUUUGGACCUACAUCUCAGAACCACAGGGCAUGCCAUUGGAGCAGUUGUGUUGCGUCUCAUAGGGAUGCAUCGGAUUCGUACAGUUGUACGGAACCUUAGGAUCAUCCUACUAAAGUCAGAGGAAAAAGAAGCAUGCCCAGUAAAUUGCUUCUGUGAUGAGCCCAAGGAUUGGAGAACACAAACUAUCUCCUUCGUUGAUCUUGAAACCGUGGAUAUUGAAGGUGUUGACGGGGAGGAUCGUGAGUUUGAUUUUUUGGAAGUGAUAUUUACAUGUGCUCCAAUGCUUAGAAGAGUGACUGUAAAGCUGGCAGAUGGUGUCAACCCAUGUGCCGAUUGGUGCACAAAAGUAAACAACAUCUUCAAGGCGCAUCCUUUUGUGAAGUGCAACAUCGAUCUGGGUCAAUAUGUAGCAGACAAAGUUCUGCAUUGACAUGAUUCUCAUGCUUACGUUUGCGGAUUGAGGGUGCUGAUUAACAAGAUUGUCUUCUCCCACACCGACCAACUCCUAUCUGUUUACCUGAUCUUGCUUCAUGGCUUCAAUCAAGACUACUUUCUAUUAUGUUUCUAGUGUAGUGGAUCUACAAGCGUUGAAGUGGUGCCCAAUAAAGAGGGCAGAACCAAGCUAAAACUGAUGCAUGGUUGC
Molecule: messenger RNA, 1753 nt
Organism: Triticum aestivum (bread wheat)
Lineage: Eukaryota; Viridiplantae; Streptophyta; Magnoliopsida; Poales; Poaceae
Exons: 4
Coding region: 41-1540 (499 amino acids)
Molecular function (GO): protein binding
Source: RefSeq, a predicted model, not a curated record